This is a messenger RNA of Pocillopora meandrina, 2528 nucleotides long. NCBI's taxonomy places the organism in Eukaryota, Metazoa, Cnidaria, Anthozoa, Scleractinia, Pocilloporidae. The record is from the annotation of a GenBank genome assembly.
AAGAUUCCUUCAAAACUUUGCUUUUUAUUCAUCGUCAAAAGAGGAAUCAUCGCAAGAGAUGAUCUUAGCCACGCACUCUACAUCAUUCCUGUUGAUGACUUCCAGAAGGUAGGUGUACAGAAAAGUUCUGUCUGACGAGCGCUUAGGCGCGAAACUCAGAGUAACAGAGAAUCGAUACGUCCUCUUUAAUUCUUUAACCUAUGUAUGCUUAGCUCUACUACCACAGCAUUGAGCACUUUAUGCCAAGGUAGACUCUACCCCACUUGUAUAUAUAUAUAUAUAUAUAUAUAUAUACAUCCAUUACAGUGGAGUGAAGUUAACGACGAGUGUGAAAUAUUUUUCAUUUAUAGAGCUGUUCUAAGAUGUGCAAUAAUUUUUUUCUCUUUUGACUUUCUCUCUAAAAAUUGACAAAUAUAGAUUCUUUUUCCUUCGACUGUUCUGCUCGUAACGAUAUUUGUUAAAUUAAUUGCAUUUGUUUAAUUUAUUGGAGAAGUAUCCGAAAAUUAAGCAAUACGAAGAUGUUGUUUGCCAUGGCACAGAGUUCCCGAUGGCUGAAGAAAAACAAUUGAAACCAAAUUUCCUUUUUCAUCGUAUCUGGAUCGAUGGCAUUUGUAAGAUUCACUUUGAAAUGGUCAGUGGUGAAACAUUCUCGAUUGUUUCCCCGUCUGAGGUAGGUUUGUUUGGAUGUUUAAAUUUUAUGCUCAUAUCUAACCCGUAAAGUUAAUAUUCUGGUAGUGAUAAUCAUAAUCACUAUAAGAUGUGACUUUCCGGCUAAAAACCAGUCUGAAGUCGCAUUUUUGUAUUUCUUUUUAAUUAUUGCUUUCUGUAAUUUUCACCAGUUUUUCACUAGGCUAUAAAUAUAUGAUUUACGAGCUGUGUCCAGAACUUACGAGGUAUGUCCAGAACUUGUCUUUUUAUGACACAUUUACCAACACUGUAUCUCUUAGAUAAGUGCAAAUGUCACUGAGAUCCUAUCGAGGAGUAAAGAUCGCGUCGGAUGUGAAUUUUCAGCUGUAGUACUAACCAGAUGUACAGGUGGAAAGGACCAGCUCUUUGAGGACAACAUUCGCAUAAGAAUUGAAUCGGAAGGCAAAUCUUUCCAUUUUAUGCUUCCCAUAGCGGUGAGUUAAUUAAAAAGCUUAGACUGUUGAAUGUUAAUUGUUACCAUUGGUGCUCUGUCUUCGUAAUAAUUAUUCGUGAAGAACGUAACAUCACUACUCACAGACAAUUGAAUGUUAGUUACAUGAAUUUAUGUUUGUUUCCUUCUCGAUUGUAUUCAACUUGAAAAGCUCCAUUAUAGAAGUGGUCUUUCAUUAUCAUGUCUGAUUAUUAUGUUGAUUUUUCAUUCUGCUAUUGAUAUUAAUUUUGAUUAUUGUUGAUAUGAUCAUCUGUUUGUGUGCUCCAAGUCAUGCCAGCUACUGGUAACUUGUUCUGAAAAUUUUUUUUGGUUUUAGAAAAACGUUGUAACCCAUAAGAGUAAUGUUUUAUUUGUUUUUAUUUUGGAUGUCUUUUCAUGUAAUGAAAAGAAAAGACAUUUUGUCUUGAUUAUUCAUUCAACUUAUACCCCUAUAAACAGAAAUAGUACAUAUUUUUACCUGGUUCUGUCUUAUUAUUUUUCAGUACUAUGAAGCAAGUAUAUCACCUUGGCUGUAUAAUUCACAUGCAGGUAAUAACAUCUUACAGAUUAAUUUUGGAGUAAACUUCAGUUUUUUUUUUUCGAUUAAUACAGUCCAUCUGCUAUUCGUGUGAAUUCAUUAAGUAGAACUCGAACUUCUAGAAAUUUCUGAAAAAACUAGUUGCUUUGUGUUUGAAACAUUCACCUUCAUGUAAGAAACUUCCAUGUCAUAAAAACCUCUUUUAUUGGGGCCUAAAUAAUCCUACGAGCACUUAAAAAAUUUAUCAGUGUAUGACUCGUUGGUGUUCACUAUUAACAAGUUGCUAUGCAGUUUGCAAACCAAUUUGUUUAUUGAGGUGGAAAUAUUGAAAUUAUUAGCAAGAUAAUUUGUGCUAACCCUAACCCUAACCUUAAACCUAAGUCCAAGAGAGUAAGCAUUUUAGAUAAGUAUGCAAUUGCAAGUAUAGACUUAAGACAAUUCACCAAUUUUACACUGGUGUAUGUGAUUGUCCAUAAAUAUAAACACUCCAAUGAUGGAUAGAAGGUUGGGUUCUCUCAACUGAACUGGAGUUUACAAACUGUUUUUUAAGACAAUUCUAAUUCCCUAACCUCAUAAUCUCCAGUUACUGCCAUGCCCGACGAAGACAGGGAAGUGCUGCGUUCCUGCCAUGUUUCUAUUCUAAAGAAUAUUGCUAAUCCAAUCUCUUUAUGUGAUCACCUUUACCAACACAAGAUCUUCGACAUUGGGGACUUGGAGGAGGUACAGAAUAUAACACGUAAAAGAGACCAGAACGCUUUUGUGUUGCGUACAAUUCAGACCAGGGGGAACAUCCUGGACCUUGUUAUUGAAAUAAUGAGAGGUCAGCGAGAAAACCAAGAGGCCGCUGCCAUUUUGCAGAGAAAACGACACUGA